This is a messenger RNA of Nanorana parkeri, 654 nucleotides long. RefSeq names its product ATP-binding cassette sub-family B member 8, mitochondrial-like. Gene Ontology annotation, molecular function: ATPase-coupled transmembrane transporter activity; ATP hydrolysis activity; ATP binding. The coding region runs from base 1 to 654 and encodes 217 amino acids. The transcript has 3 exons. NCBI's taxonomy places the organism in Eukaryota, Metazoa, Chordata, Amphibia, Anura, Dicroglossidae. Gene Ontology annotation, biological process: transmembrane transport. The record is from RefSeq and is a predicted model, not a curated record.
AUGACUGGCGCUCCUGGAAGUGGACACAUCGUACACUCCGCCAUCUUUAUCGAUACAUUGUAUAAUAAUUGUUCUGGUUCAGGAAAGUCCACAAUUGCUGCUCUGUUGGAGCGGUUCUAUGACCCGGUCCGAGGGGCGGUGGAGCUGGACGGAGUGGACAUUCGCUCGCUGGACCCGUCAUGGCUGAGGGGAGAAGUCAUUGGAUUCAUCAAUCAGGAGCCGGUUCUGUUCGGCACGUCGGUUCUGGAGAAUAUCCGGUUCGGGAGGCCGGAGGCCGCUGACGCUGAAGUCUUUGAAGCUGCAAAGUUGGCAAACGCUGAUGACUUCAUCCGGAACUUUCCAGAAGGCUACAACACCGUGCUGGGUGAGCGCGGGGUGACCCUCUCCGGAGGUCAGAAGCAGAGGGUCGCCAUCGCUCGCGCUCUUCUCAAGGAUCCGCGGAUUCUGAUUCUGGAUGAAGCCACCAGCGCUCUGGACGCCGAGUCUGAGAGGACGGUGCAGCUGGCCCUGGAGCGCGCCGCCUCCGGGCGCACCGUCCUGGUUAUCGCUCAUCGGCUGAGCACCAUCGCCGACGCAGACAUCAUCGUGGUGCUGUCCAAAGGCCGCGUGGUGGAGGUACGUGACCGAUCCAUACACGCCCCGCCCAUCACGUGA